AUUCGAUGUACGUGUACUUUUCAAUAAUUAAAGCCCUAAAAUUGUAUCAAAGUUAAAUUAUGACCCAAAAAAAGGAUGGUUUACUCGCAAGGGUUAAUUUUCCAUUGUACACGGUACAAAUGCUCACAAGUCGACACGUUUUGGUUGGCGGAGGGGGCGGCUCCUCCAAAACGGGGGUUGCAAACGGCUUUGAAGUAUUCGAAUUAUCACAUAACGGCGAAAAAUUCGUUGCAGAAGAAGUGAUUCGUCACGAAACGGGGCGUUGCGUUGUUAUGAAUUGCGCUACAUACAGUGAUAGUCGUCAUUCGUAUUUAGUAGCGGGACAAGAAAGUCAUUGUCAGUUAUAUCGGGUUAAAAGUGAAUUAAAGAGCGGUGAAGAAGUAAUUGAAACUAUUGGUGAUGAUACAACAUUAAGAAAUCGAAAAGAAAAGACAAUAAAAAAGGAGGAAGUUCCUAAUGGGUUAAAUAAAAAGUUAACAUUCGCUUUUAAGGCAGCUGAUAGCAUACAAACUGAUUAUAAUAAAGAAGAACCGGUUCAACGGGUUGUUAGAAUUUCGAAAAAUGGAAAAAUUAUGGCCACUGGUGGUACAGAUGGAAUCGUUCGUUUAUGGAAAUUUCCAAGUUUGGAAAAAUAUGGGGAAUUAAAAGUUCAUACGAAAGAAAUUGAUGAUAUAGAUUUUAGUUUACAUGAUAAUUAUGUUGUUACAAUUGCUAAAGAUGGUCUGGGUAUUGUUUGGGAUUAUAUUAAAAAGAAACAAGUUACUGAACUUAAAUGGUCUCAGCCAAAUGGAUCAAAAUAUUUAUAUAAGAGGUCAAGAUUUGGCCCAAUUGAAGAAGAUAAAGGAAAAAGUGCUUUAUAUACAUUAGCAAACCCCACCGGUCAACCAAAAAAACAAAAAUCUUAUUUACAACGUUGGUUCCCCCAUGAAAACUCAUUAAAUAAAUUUGUUCCGAUCGACGAGAGUCUAGCAGCAUUAGCAGUGCGAGAUGAUGGUCGAUUUGUAGCUGUUGGAACAAUGUUUAGUGGAUCAGUCCUGUUAUACAUAGCAUUUAGCUUACAAAAAGUUCUUCAUAUCCCCGCCGCACAUUCCAUGUUUGUUACCGGUUUGGAAUUCCUCCCGGUUGUUUCGGAUCAACACACAAUAACCAGCGUGUCUGACGCAGCCGUUGUCUCGAUUUCGGUGGAUAAUCAGUUGUGUAUACACAGUUUGCCUUAUCGGUCUUCGAUACCCACUUGGAUAGCUAUAUCUGUGAUAGUAGUGACAUUAUUCUUUACAUUUUUGUUGUGUUCGUAUUUGGGUAUAUGAGUUUAUAUUCGAUUUGUUAAAUUUAUUAAUAAAUGUACGUAAAAGCACGUUCAAAUCGUUUAAAAAUAACUUCUUUCUUUAUUUUGCCAUUUGUUAAUUUAGGUGUACAGUACUUAUGGAAUUAAAAUAAAUUUCGAAUA
Messenger RNA from Onthophagus taurus, 1447 nucleotides. Its product is annotated as guanine nucleotide-exchange factor SEC12. The record is from RefSeq and is a predicted model, not a curated record. NCBI's taxonomy places the organism in Eukaryota, Metazoa, Arthropoda, Insecta, Coleoptera, Scarabaeidae. Gene Ontology annotation, cellular component: endoplasmic reticulum membrane. Gene Ontology annotation, molecular function: protein binding; guanyl-nucleotide exchange factor activity. Gene Ontology annotation, biological process: endoplasmic reticulum to Golgi vesicle-mediated transport.